AUGUCUUCAAAACACUUCUUCUCCGACGCCUUCUCCCUGGUCAUCGAAGCCCUCCGGUCUCUGACCAUCACCAACCCCUCGCUCGCCUUCGACGAAGAAAACAAAAUCAUUUUCCGCCGUCCUGAGACAUACAACAAAUCCAAUGUCGCUGUCAUCAGCGGCGGUGGUUCCGGUCACGAACCUGCUUUUGCAGGUUACGUCGGGAAAGGGUUUUUAACUGCUGCCGUUGCAGGAACAAUCUUUGCUUCUCCCUCAGCCGAGCAAAUCAGUAGAGCGACUCUGGAACGUCUGGAGACUGAAAAGGGUGUUUUAAUUAUCCCCAUGAAUUAUACAGGAGAUGUGCUGCAUUUUGGUAUGGCGGCUGAAAAGACAAAGGCUGCUGGCAGGCCGGCUGAGUUUUAUGCUAUUGGUGACGAUGUCGGUGUUGGGCGUGCGAGGGGUGGGAAGGUCGGUCGACGUGGCCUUGCUGGAGGUAUUUUGGUUAUGAAGAUUGCCAGUGCAUUGGCCGAAACUGGCGCUUCGUUGGAAGAAGUAUACCGUAUUGCACGACUAUCAGCCGAAAAUACAGUAACCCUAGGCUCUUCUCUCGAACACGUCCAUGUACCAGGCCGCGAUCCAAUGACCGAAUUCGUACCCGAAAACGAAGUCGAAGUAGGCAUGGGUAUCCAUAACGAACCCGGUUCGCAUCGCAUGAAGUCCGCCGAUUUACCCACCUUAGUCAAAACCAUGCUCCUGCAACUGCUAGACCAUAACGACCCAGACCGGGCCUGGAUGACUCGUCAACUGGGCGACAAAUUUGUCUUGCUGAUCAACAAUUUGGGUGGUGUCAGCACCCUUGAAUUGGCCGGAAUCACUGCCGAAGUUUCAAAACAACUUGCCACGGAAUAUGACAUUAAGCCUGUCCGUACAUUGCAAGGAACAUACUUGACCAGUCUGAACGGCCUCGGUUUCAGUAUCUCGCUUUUGAAGCUUGUUGAUUCCGGUCUGGGUGCUGGUAAAUCCUUGCUUGAACUUCUUGAUGCUCCCACCGAGGCCGUUGGCUGGGCUGCUCCCAUCCAACCAUCAACCUGGGAAAAGCAUGCUUCUGACGGACCUGUUGAAUUCAAAAAGGUUGAUCUGAGUCAAGACCAGCCAAGUAACCUUAGAGUCGACCCCGUCGUUCUUAAGAAAGCCCUUACAUCAGGUCUGAGCCGCAUAAUUGCCGCCGAACCUGAAAUAACUCGCUUCGACACCAUCGUCGGUGACGGCGACUGCGGUGCAGGCCUCAAACGCGGCGCAGAAGCCAUCCUCAAAGUCAUCCAAGGCGACAACAUAACCGACGAUGUCGUCCUCACUGUCGAUAAAUUUGUCAACGCCGUUGAAGCCAAUAUGGACGGAACCUCUGGCGCAAUUUACGCCAUUUUCUUGAAUUCUCUUGUCAACGGUCUCAGAGCCCAGGACAACACUGGGUCAGCGCAACAAGUCAACGCCAAGAUCUGGGGUCAUGCUUUGAAACACGCUGUUACCGCGUUGUCUCAAUAUACGCCUGCACAGGUCGGUGAUCGUACGCUGAUUGAUGCCCUGGUGCCGUUCUGCGAUACUUUGGCCGAGACGGCGGACAUCAAGACUGCAGCUAAAGCGGCUGAGGACGGUACUGAAGCUACCAAGCACCUCAAAGCUAGUCUUGGUCGGGCCGUGUAUGUGGGCAGUGAAGAAGAGUGGUUGGGUAAGGUUCGUGAUCCUGGUGCUUAUGGGUUGGCCAAGUUCUUGACCGGUCUUGCUGAGGAGUUAUAAUAAUGCAUAUUGUUGAUGUUGACGACAAAAUCUUUGACUUUAUGCGGUCAUGUUUUUACUAGUUGUUUUUGGUUAUUCGGGCCAUUUCCAGUUGAGCGAUAUUGUUCUAGUUUUAUUGAGCAUUUCAUGAUUGAGUUGUCGAUGUUGAUGUUAUUUAUCUUAGUGGGUCAUGUGAUAUCAAUUUUGAUAACAUCACUCCUACAAACCUUUGAUUCUCUAUUUUGUCGACUCACGCAGGCCCGUCUCAUUGGUAUAUAUCUAAUCACACACUGCAUGAAUAAUGAGACUCAAUUCGUCCCUAAAUGAGUAUAAAGGAACACAAUCCCAAACGCCAGCAUUUCGCUUCUAGAGUAUCCGCCUAAUCCCUAGGUCCGUAAACACACAUGCCAGAUUUAGUCUUUAUUCUAUUCUUCAUUCGAUUUCGAUUGUCGGCGUUCGAUGUCUUAGGAAUGAAGACUGAUUGAUCGUAUCCAGCAAGAUGAGCUGAAAGCAUACCAGUCCAUGUUAGGAUACAUAUGUAAACGCUGAUGGUUGCAUUUGAUGUGUCUUGGUAUGCCACAAUGACGACGACGUUCCUCCGGAGAUCUCCUUCUGAAAACAUCCAUGUCGACAUCGAAGCUUUCCAGAACUGAAGAACGACCGGGACCGAGACCGAAGCGGAAGAAGAACCGAAAGGAUAAUUUAACUGAGCAAGACAAGAAUUACCGAAUCGCCUCGUAAGAACCUAUAUCU
Messenger RNA from Talaromyces stipitatus ATCC 10500, 2505 nucleotides. RefSeq names its product dihydroxyacetone kinase (DakA), putative. The transcript is spliced from 4 exons. NCBI's taxonomy places the organism in Eukaryota, Fungi, Ascomycota, Eurotiomycetes, Eurotiales, Trichocomaceae. Gene Ontology annotation, biological process: glycerol catabolic process. Gene Ontology annotation, molecular function: glycerone kinase activity; ATP binding. Bases 1 to 1773 code for a protein of 590 amino acids. Gene Ontology annotation, cellular component: cytosol. The record is from RefSeq and is a predicted model, not a curated record.